Molecule: messenger RNA, 1424 nt
Organism: Tuber melanosporum (Perigord truffle)
Lineage: Eukaryota; Fungi; Ascomycota; Pezizomycetes; Pezizales; Tuberaceae
Exons: 4
Coding region: 111-1424 (437 amino acids)
Source: RefSeq, a predicted model, not a curated record
ACACGUCUUCCUCAACUCCCCCGACCCCCCUCUAUCGACAGUUACCAUUUCCACAUCGUGCACAGUUCCCACACCUCACAGUAUUUCUCAUAGGAUCUGACAUAACCAGCAUGGAUUACUCUUCUACCUUUAACCCUCUCUUUAAUUCAGCCACCACAACCGCCAAUAACUCGACAUUCGCAAACUCUGUGUUCGACGCCUCAGUCACGAUCCCGGAUUUCACCAAAGAGAAAAAGUUCACAGAGUGGCACAAAAAGCAAGGGAUCCCGGCUCCUCAGGAUUAUCCUUCGUUUGCAAAUCAGCCAGCGCCGUUUUCUGCCCUACGGCAAAACCCGAAUGUACCGACCGCUGCCUCCUCAUAUAUCCAUAAGGUUUCCACUCUUCAACCCGCGACUGAUGCAAGGGCCUCUUUGCUUGAGGCAGAUGCACAUGGUGGCCUUAAUGAACCUUUGGAAGGAAGGAGAAAGUCAACACUCAAAAAGACACUAUCGUCAUCGCCUCCAGGCUCCCCCAGUGGCCACUGGCCCAGAAACACCUUUGGAUCUCGUCCAAUAAGUCGAACACGCAACCGUUCGUCGUCCAUGACAGAUGAUCAGCCUCUGCAUGCUGCCGAUACAAAUGCGCCUCCUUUGCUCUCGAUAUACGAUUCCAUGCCCUUUGAUCCCACUCCGUUGGAGUUAAAACCCGCCGAUGCGACAUUUACUCCAACACAAGUUCGGGUCGCAAACUUUUCCGAAGACAGGUUUCCGGACCUUAUUCGUUCGUUACGUCGAUACUACGGAGUUAUAUUAGAACCUUAUUCCGGACUCCCAGCAAACGAGAGCAAGUUUCAUGAUCCCGACAUUGUUCCGCGUGAACAGUUGGACGCGAAGACAUUACGGAAGACACAGCCUCUUGCGGGCGCGGAUGGAGGCCCUGGGCAUUGGGUCAGAAUCACCUUUGGAGAACGCGAAGCUGCCGAACGCGCCGUUGCAGGGUCGGCAAAAGGUGAAUUGGUGAUUGGUGGAAGGACAAUUAUUAUCACCCUCUGGACUGAGGACCCGAUCAUUGACAACCCCUUACCCAAUACAUCUUCUCAAAUGGAUAUUGAUCCUCCUCCCACACCACUUAGACGAAGCAGCUCUCAGUCCCUAGCUUCGCCGCGAUCUUUGAGGAGGUUACCCACGGGUUUUGAGGAGUCUGCCCCAGGUGGUGGUGAAGGGGGUAAUGUCUACUCAGAACACAUGCCCGGGGCCAAAAUCAUUGUGCCGAAACCUGUAGAAUUCGCAAAGAAUGAAGGCUGGUUCAGUGGACUGGCGGGGUCGCUUGUGAGCGGACCGAAGGCGGUAGUUGCUGGGGGGCAGAGAGGGCAAGGAGGUGGGUGGAGCCUCCCCAGUGUGUAUGGAUACGUCAUGGAUGACCUCGUCGGAUUGAAGAGAUUGUAA